Leptonychotes weddellii (Weddell seal) is the source of this 3241-nucleotide messenger RNA. RefSeq names its product RB binding protein 9, serine hydrolase (gene RBBP9). The record is from RefSeq and is a predicted model, not a curated record. Gene Ontology annotation, molecular function: hydrolase activity. Lineage: Eukaryota; Metazoa; Chordata; Mammalia; Carnivora; Phocidae.
CUUGGAAUAGGGCAAGACAGUCGUGCCUUAGUCCACAAAACCAAAACUCCUCAGAUCCUAAGUUCCUCCACGUUCACCUCUAAACGUUUGUCCUUCAGAAAACUCCAGUGUCUGCCGGAUUGCUUCCUAGGUGCUGCCUGCACGCCUCAGGGAUUCGCCCUGAUCCAACAUAACUUCCGUUCACCUUAGGAAGUCCCUCUCAUCGCCUUAGUUACCGGGAAGCGAGAAUGAUGACGUGUGGCACCGGAAAAAGGAGGGGCACCAUGCGGAGGAAACUGAAGCUGGCCGGGAAAAGGUUUGCUUUGGCCACCUUGUGCGGCAAGGACCGCCGGCGCCCCAGAACUACAAUUCCCAGAAUGCCACGGUGCAGGCUCCUCGGCGGAUGCAGUCUGGAGCUCCCGGUACUACAGGUUCGGCUGCUGGGGGACACUGGACCCUCUGCGCUCAUGGCUUCCCCAAGCAAGGCAGUUAUUGUUCCCGGGAACGGAGGCGGGGAUGUGGCCACGCACGGCUGGUACGGCUGGGUGAAGAAAGGGCUGGAGCAGAUACCUGGUUUCCAGUGUUUGGCUAAAAACAUGCCUGACCCAAUUACAGCUCAAGAGAGCAUCUGGCUGCCCUUCAUGGAGAUGGAGCUGCACUGUGAUGAGAAGACUGUCAUCAUAGGCCACAGUUCUGGGGCCAUUGCAGCCAUGAGGUAUGCAGAAACACACCAAGUAUAUGCUAUCGUGUUAGUGUCUGCAUACACCUCCGACUUGGGGGAUGAAAAUGAGCGGGCCAGUGGAUACUUCAAUCGUCCCUGGCAGUGGGAGAAGAUCAAAGCCAACUGCGCUCAUAUUGUGCAGUUUGGCUCCACUGAUGAUCCUUUCCUUCCCUGGAAAGAACAACAAGAAGUGGCUGAUAGGUUGGAAGCCAAAUUGUACAAAUUCAGUGACCGUGGCCACUUUCAGAACACGGAGUUUCAUGAACUGAUUAGUGUGGUAAAGUCUAUGCUGAAAGUGCCAGCAUAGACAGGAUGGGAUUUCUGCUAUUUUGCAUUCCGGUAUAGGGGUAGAGCAAUUAUCAGGUUAUUAAUAGAUAAAAAUUAUCUGUGAUCAGAUUAGUGGACACAUAAAACAGGUCAAAUUAAGUUCUGAAAAAAACAGAAGUUCAAUGUUCAAACUAAGUUACAAACAGCAUUUCCAUUUUCCAUAGGAUCUAUAUCUCGCAAACUGCUAUGAACUAAAGCAGUAUUUUUCCCAUUUGAGUCAGGACAUAAAGAGAGCUUAACUACCUUUAUCUGUCCAAAGUGAAUAAGCAGAAAUGGAAUCCAGGUUUCCUGAUUCCCAGUCCAGGUUAAAAUGAAGUAGUUUCGUGUAGGUUGUAAGAGUGGUACUCCUCUUUGAAAUGAACCUUUUGUUAUUUUGGGGGGAAAGAAAACACGACUAAAGGUCCAGAGUGCUGGCUUAGAGCUCAAACCACUAGCUAUUUUGAGCUGGCCCAGGACAUUAAACCUAGACUAGGGCCUCCAUCUUUGACACCCUGCCCUGGUCCUUCAUGGAUCUGAGUCAGGGGUCUGCCAGGUCAGACAGGGACCGUAAGCCCAGCCUGGACAUACAUACAUGAGCAUAGCCAACCAGAUCUGUGCUAGACCAGAGUGGUGGGGAUUAGGGUAACAUGGCGAACUCAUGUCCUGUCUAAAUUGUUGCCAUGUGGGAAGGGGGCAGAGUGUUGCCAAUUUUCUGAUUUUUCAAGGAAAAAAUUUCAUGCAGUGGUUUUUAUAUUUAAGGACUAUAUAUAUGUUUGUAUACACAGUUCAUAUGUAUAUGAGUUGUGUCCAAUACAUGUACAUAUGGAUGAUGUAAGUUGGCAACGACAGUUAAAAAAAAAAUUUACAAACAGUGCAAGACACACAAAGUCCAAGCCACCCAUUUGUGACCUCUGCCAUUAGGAUUAACUUAGCCAGGUGCUUUAAAUGAUUCUCUAUGAAGCCUGAGAAAUGAACAUAAUGUCAAAGGAUGCAAUCAUGGGAACAAUUUGGAUUUUGUUACAAAAUCUUAAGUAUUUUUUAAAAGAAUCUUUCCAUACCUCAAAUUUUGUUCUGUAAAGAAUUCUACCUUUUAACUUCCAUGGUCCUUUGCCUCUCUUUUAAGCCUCAUUCCAUGAUUUUUUUUCUGAUCAUAUUCCCUCAAAAAAAUGCUUAUUUCCCAACAUUUUUUGGCUAUUAUGAUCCCUAAGUAUUGCCUCAAACAACUUCCAGUGACUUCAUACUUGAUGUUGCAGAACCUGAUGUUUGCUGCAAAGAUGUGAAUUCCCUGUUUAUGUCUAAAGGAGAUUCAAAGCCAUCAUUUUAACCAGAAAAGUCUUGGUUUCUAAAUGUGCUCAAAGAAAAAAGAUAAAGACUCUCAACUUUUAAUGGCAAUUUCUUUGGGGAAUAGGAAUUUUAGAUAUGGUGUGGUGGGAGUCUCCUUCUUAUUUUGUACACCUGAGUAUUAUUUGAGUUUAUUAUAGUGAACAUGUAUUACUUUUAUAAAUAAAAAAAUUAAGAUUUAGAACAACUCAUUUGACACGUUAGUGAAAAGCAAAUUCAAUAAAUCAAUUGAAUAAUAAUUUUCUUAAAGAGGUUGUUUAGCAAUGAUUUGAUCAAGCCUAUAACCAAAAUUUGAUUCUUUUUGAUUUGGAAUUAGUCAUUGCUCUACUUACUCUCAGUCUUGUUUUCUGAAGUCCUUUGUCAAAAAAUUACAAACUUAUACAAAUAACAGUUAAUAAUAUUUUGUUGUCCUCUUCUUCCACAGAAAAGCAACAAAUCUAUACAAUUGAGAAAUAAUUAAUUUUGAUAUUCUUCAUUCCUAUAAUUAAUGUAGACCUAUGACUGUUGAGUUGUGCUAUCCAAUAUGGUAGCCAGUAACCACAGGUAGCUAUAAAAUUAAAAAUUCAGUUCUUCAUUCACACUAGCCACAUUUCAAGUCUUAACAGCCACAAGUGACUAGCGGCUACCUUAUUGAACAGCAGAUAUGGAAUACUGUCAUCAAAAGUUUGGGGGACAGCAGCGUCCUAGGACAUGUAUUUUUAUUCUCCCCUUACCCACCAUGUAAUAAUAAUGGUUCAAAGUAAAAGUCACUCAACUUGAAAUUACUUGUUUGACUUGUUUACUCAGUUGAUCACCAUAAAAAUCAUGGCUCCAUAAAAUUUACUCCUCACCAAACCAAGCUCAGAGGAGUUUUAUGGAAGAAUCCCACAUAAACUAUUCAUUUAAACCACUGAA